UUCAGCAUGGUCCGUGCUGGGGGUGUUGCCUGUUGGCGCUCUGUGAACUUUCUUGGCGCUCUGUCGUCAUGGCUUGUGCGAAGAAGCAGAAUUUGCCGUUCGCUGCGAAACUCGAAAUCAUAAAUCGAGUCAAGCGCGGUGAGAAGAAGUCCGACGUCGCCGCCGCGUACAAGAUUCCAAGGAGCACCUUGAGUACUAUCCUGAAGAACAAGGCAGACAUCAGGGCCAAGUCGGACAAAAGGCCAGGUGCCCGUGGCGCCCAACGUGUGUGCACUGCUGUGUACGAGGAUGUCGAAGUGGCCAUUUUUAAAUGGUUUGUGGACGUUCGGUCGCGAAACAUCCCGGUGUCCGACCCAAUGAUCGAGCAGAAAGCCAAGGACCUUGCCUUCUUGCUUGGCAGGAAUGAUUUCCAAGGCGGUUCCGGCUGGCUCCAAUGGUUCAAAGAACGGCACGACAUCGUUGGCAAAGCUGUUACGGGUGAAAGCAGAGCGGUGGACCUGGACAGCGUAGACAAAUGGCUCGAGGAAAAUUGGCGAGAUAUCACAGCAAGAUAUCAAGCCCAAGAUAUCUUCUAUGUGGAUGAAACCGCUCUAUUUUGGCAAAUGUUGCCAAACAAGACACUUGCAUGUCGGGGCGACAAGGCUUGCGGCGGCAAGGCAAACAAAGCACGUGUGUCUGUGCUGUUGGCAGCUAAUUUAGACGGAUUGAAAAAGCUUCGACCUCUAGUUAUCGGGAAAAGCACGGCACCGCGGUGUUUUCGAAAUGCGCUGUCGCUUCCAGUUACCUACCGAGCAAACUGAAAAGCGUGGAGGAGCUCUUUCUAUGCUGAGUAGAUCGUGGGCAGAUGUCACGAAGGAGACAAUCCAGAACUGCUUUAGGCAUGCCCGCUUCCGCAUGCCUGGUGAUGACACCCCAAAUUCCGAUGACAGCACUGAAGACACCGCAGGUGUUUCCGCCGUAGUUUGGAGCGAGCUAGCAGAGUUCCCGGGUGCUAUCGACGGAUCGACAUUCGACGAGUUCGUCAGUGCGGACGAUGAUGUCGCCAUCAUGGGCCAGCUACAAGAUGAAGACUACGUUGCAGACGUGCCGACCAUGAGCCAGCAAUAAGGAAAUUGAUGAUGGCCCGUUGCCUACAUCCUCCGAAGUGAUUAGUGCACUUGCGUUGGUCCGGCGCUAUUGCGUGAAUGUAGAAGGUUGCGGCCUCAGCUGCUCCGACUCGUUGGACAACGUGGAGGCGU
Molecule: messenger RNA, 1238 nt
Organism: Dermacentor silvarum
Lineage: Eukaryota; Metazoa; Arthropoda; Arachnida; Ixodida; Ixodidae
Product: tigger transposable element-derived protein 6-like
Exons: 1
Coding region: 69-800 (243 amino acids)
Cellular component (GO): nucleus
Molecular function (GO): DNA binding
Source: RefSeq, a predicted model, not a curated record